UCUCUUGCAACGCGUUCGCGCAGAGCCACAUACAAUACAAUAAACCCAGCUGCCCGCACGCCGGCAUCAGCAUGCAUUCCUCUUCACUGCCCCACCUUCAGGGCGCUCCUCUGGGCGCCUUCGUCUUCUCUCACCACCGUCAUCAUCAUCAUCGUCGUUGUCAUAAUCUCAUCAUCACGCUCAUCCUCCUCCUGCCCGUGCUCUUGGCGGUGGGGACAUCUGCAGCUCGGGAGGGCUCCUCCCAGGCCGUGCGGGGCGUGAGUGUCCCCUUUGUGUUUGAUCCCAGGGCAAAGUGCGAGCCACCGUGUCGGCACUACGGGCUGUGCAUCCGCAACGACACCUGCUUCUGCGGCAAGGGAUACGAGGGCGAGCGCUGCCAGUUCGCACAAUGUUAUCCCAAGUGCAAGAAUGAAGGCGAGUGCCUUCGCCCGGGAAAGUGCCGAUGUCAGCCGGGAUUUGGUGGACGUUACUGCCACAAAGCGGUGUGCGAGGGGGGCUGCCUGAACGGAGGGCAGUGUGUGCCUGUCCACUCGAGUGUGAAGUGCUCCUGCGUGUCCGGAUGGGCUGGUCCACGAUGCCAAGAAGCCGUGUGCCCCCAGGGUUGCCUUAACAGAGGGAGCUGUGUUUCUCCGGGCAUCUGCAGCUGCCCUACAGGCUGGGAGGGUGGGGCAUGUCAUAUUGCUGUGUGCAGGAAACGUUGCCUGCAUGGAGGGAAAUGUGUGGCGCCAAACAUCUGUCGCUGUCGACCACAUUUCUCGGGCCUCCAGUGCGCCACAAGAAUCAAAUUGUGAUGCAAGCCUGGACACCCCCCUUCACUCCACGCGUCUGCACUCUAUCCAGCGUCCACAGAGUGCCAAUUGUAAUUUGGAGUGAUUCAAUCAAAUGCGAGUUCCAGGGUGCUCUAUUGACUGCAGUCAAUAGAGCACCCUGCUAAAGUCACCAUAGCAGAAAAGUCAAAGCGAUCAUUUUGGCCGUGGCAAUGUUUUCUGUUGAGUGCAGGUAACUUCGUGGUUUACUUAGAGUGCGGAAUUUACAUUCAGAAUUAAUAAUUACCUAAUUGGAAACAUUCCUUAAAAAAUAGGUGCAUUAUUUUAGAGUUGAAUCCCUAUCCCUCGCUAUACUUGGGAAAUGGGAUGAUCUAGAAGUUCACGGGAUGAGGAUGCAAAGGUUGGACUUGGUGGGUUGGAGGUAGAAGAUGCAUUUUUUAAUACCCUUGAAUUUCAAAGUACUUUAUGGGUGCAAAUUAAUUAUAGCCUAAAGCAUAGUUUCUCAAAAUCUAUGUUUACAAAUAAACGCUUGUGUAUUGUGUAUUUUUGUAAUUUGAAUUUUUAUGAGAAUAUCAGUAAUUAAAGCUUAAUAGCGAGUUAUAACUUCAUGCAUAUAUGUGCUUGCAUUUAACGCUGAAGGCUUGACUAUAAUAUGAUACAUUGUCAGCCAUGGUGGCACAGGCCUGUAAGUCAAGAGUCGGUGAUAGGUCAUGACGAUUUAUUAGACUCCAAAACUGGCUGGGCUGCCAGGUGACCAGCAGAUGGCAGCACAGAGAAUGGUUUUAUUAACCUAUCUGUGUGAUCCUUCCAGUGUUAGCUUUUGCUCUGGCUUUUCAGUUUCCUCACAUUAAAAACAUUACCUAUCGAAGCAUUGGGCACACGUCCCAAUGAUAAAAAAAAUUUAAUGAAACUUUCCCAUAUAACUUAACAUGCAACUGCACGCAUGCAUAGGGUAUAUACCAUUAUGCCGUGCUGUACAAACAUUGGGUGCAUUGGGAAAAAUACAUGUAGGACCAAUUAAAACAUGAAUUUUGAGAAAUAGCUGUUGAGGCAGUGAGAUACCAAGAUUGACAGAAGGCUUACAGCUGCUAUAAUGCAGACACAUGGGGUGAAAAUCUGAGAUGUAACUCCACUCGUUGAAACACUAUUCUUGAUGCAAAAUAAAGUGUCCUGUUAAUGAACGAAUGCUUGUGAACUGAGUAUUGGCUAAACAAACAUGAAUCACACAUUUCAUCGAGACGCAUAAUGAAUGUGCAAGAGAGCGAUAGUGCAUCACAGAUCAACGACACUCUCCUUACCCACAGCAUUGGAAAGAUAAUUUUAGAAAUCUCAAUUCCAGUGUAUAAUUGUAUAAAGCACACCGAUGCCCACCGUUUUAAUUAAUGUCUUCUCUGCAAGUUGGAAUAAUCACUCUGUUUGCCCUUGAUGGGAUUCUUUUGCCUGAAGUCUCAUAGCAUCAUUGCAACAAUAUAACUAUGACACCGCAACUCUGGCUGAGAUAAAUCCCAUCGUCAUUAAAUGGCUUAAUUGUGUUAAAAUAAGUCGAUAUGCAAGUGUUUUAAGCGACAACUUGGCACAUUACACGUUGUCACUCGACAACCACUGAUGAAACAUCGCCAAUACAGAUUUAGUACUUUGCAACUAAUGCCUGACUUAGUUCACGGGGCAAAAGCUAAUUCGGAUACAGUGCUGUUAAACAAUGUGUAGUAUACUGUAUAUUUAAAAUAUACCAUUCGAGUAGGAGCAUUUUUAUAUUAUUUGCUGUGUGGGAAAAGGAAAUACUUUGUUUUGUUAUUAAAGACGUUCAAGUAAAACGAAUCUGUUAACUUUCGAUUUAAUCUGUUAACCUUUAUCCACGGCGCCAAUGCUCUGUAUAUACCAGUUUCAAAACAACAUACCAAGACAUUCCAGAUUUGAUUAACUGAAAUUUAUAUAUAUAUAUUUCUGAAAUGAUUUCUUGAGCACACCAUGCCAGGGCAUGCUGCAACCAAUUAAUCUCACUCCACGAGUUUGGCACCGUGUCUGAGAAAUAAUAUGCACUGUGUUCACUUGUGCUGGAUGUGCCAGGAAAAACACGGCUGAUGAAUAGUCUGUGCCAAAAAUAACUUGCUGACUGUUACGUUUUG
This is a messenger RNA of Lethenteron reissneri (Far Eastern brook lamprey), 2893 nucleotides long. RefSeq names its product von Willebrand factor D and EGF domain-containing protein-like. NCBI's taxonomy places the organism in Eukaryota, Metazoa, Chordata, Hyperoartia, Petromyzontiformes, Petromyzontidae. The record is from RefSeq and is a predicted model, not a curated record.